GCUACUACUGCGCACUGUUUACGGCACAGGAGACAAAGCAAACACAAUUACCCCACUGGAUCAUACGCUUUAUUUAACCAUUUCACAACCGAAACUUACUUAAGUAAAUCUCAUGACACAAAGAUUCUACAAGCUUUUCGUCCCAAAUGGAUAUAAAUAUGUUUGCAGCAUCUGGGCUCUGGAAAAGCGUAAUGUAAACAUCUGUAUGGAGGACAGUUAAAAGACCCACACCCAUGAUAUGUGAACACUUUAAAAGAUCCUUUCAAUAAAGAAAGUUUUCUUUCUCAGCAGAAAAUAUUUCUGCAAUAAUGGAUGUAGAAGAGGACGGCCCAUCACAAAAUAAUGAGGAUUCAAGCCAGAAACAUAAUGGUCCCAAAGAGAAUGACAAAAAAAAAGAGGCCAAAGGAACCUGUUUAAAAAUCGAGGGGAAAGAUGGCUAUGUGUUCAAAUCAUACAGCAUUACUCCUCAUGAGAUUUUGGAUGCAGCACUGCCUCCCAGUCACACAGACUCACUGGAUGAAGACUCUUCUUUUUUGUCCUUGGAGGGCACAGAGGAAGGUGUAUCUGCUCAGGUUGAUGGGCUAUCAAUGGUGGAUUCAACAGUAGAAACUUGUGAAGAAAAGCAAAACUCUCAAACCUCUUCAGCCAUUUCAAAUAAGAGCCAGAACACUGAAAUAAAUAACUCGUCUGAAAUUGAAACAAGUGUAAGUAUCAAAACUGAGCCAAAUGAUACGGGUGAGAUUACUCAAGAUGAUGAAAAGUCAUCUUUUGAUGGAGCCUUUGGUCCUUUUGCAACAAGAGGUUACGAUGAGGAUUAUGGUAGCUUGUUUAGUGGGUACUCAAGUACCCUUUAUGAUGUUGCAAUGGAUGCUGUCACACAAAGCCUUCUAACGUCAAUUAGAAGUCCCCUUAACCCUAGGAAAAAAUCUCCUGCUUGGAAUCAUUUUUUCAUAUCACCACGUGAUAGUACCAAAGCAAUCUGUAUGUACUGUAUGAAGGAGUUCAGUAGGGGUAAAAAUGAGAAAGACCUCAGUACUAGUUGUUUAAUGAGGCAUGUGCGAAGGGCUCACCCCACUGUUCUUCUGCAAGACAGUGACUCGCUAAAUAAUUCUUCCAAUACUUCCUCAUCUUUAAUACCUCCACCAAACAAUGGAGACUUCUCUGUAAGCAUGAAGCCCCCCAUAGACAGUGUUACUCCACUGUCCGCAUUUUUAAACGAGGCCACAGAUUUAGUGCCAAAAGAUUCUUUACAAAAAGUUCAACCAAAAGCAGAAAAGGGGGCCAAGGGUGACUUUAGUACAAUUGCAUCCCCACAUUCCUUGAACAACCAUAAUGAUAAUGCCAUGGACAUGGGGACCGAAUGUCCUGGAUCUGCCCCUAAGACCUCCAGUUCUCGGCGACGCUCCGCCGUAUGGAAACACUUUUAUUUGUCACCUGCUGACAGUUCGAAAGCAGUGUGUAUUCACUGCAUGAAUGAGUUCAGUCGUGGAAAAAAUGGAAAAGACUUGGGAACAAGCUGCCUUAUACGCCACAUGUGGCGGGCCCAUCGAGAUAUAGUUAUUGAAGAAAAUGGACAGGGAUCAAGCAUUCCUCCGCCUUACACCACUCCACCAACACUGUUGUCCCGUACACAGGUUCAGGAAUCAACAGAGGUCAAAAAGGAGUUCAUAUGUACUUCAUAUCCCCCUGAAACCAUAUCAGAUGAAGUGCCCAAUGAAGAUGGUGAGAACAUUACAGUUGAGGAGGAGGCAAAUGAUGCUACAUAUCAAUCAGGACAAGAGUCCUCGCUUGAUGCUUGUUUUAGAUUGAAGGGGGAAAACAUAUCUCUUUCAUCAUCCCCCGAGGAGCAUGCUGAAGUGCAGCGUGUAUCAGAAGAUCCAAGCUCAGUUUUCCAACAAAACAAGAGAAUAAUGAAACGGGUAAAAUCAGAGGUAUGGCAUCAUUUCAUUGUCUCUCCUGUUGACCAGCUCAAAGCCUUGUGUCGAUACUGUCCCUGUGUCAUUAGUCGUGGUAAACGAGGGGACUUUGGUACAAGCUGUUUAAUGAGGCAUUUGAUGCGAAGGCAUCCUGAUGUCCUUAAGACCCAAAAAAGCACAAGUGACACAGUAUCCUCGCCUCAGUCACCCCAUAAUACUCCUGCUGCAGAGGGUGACAUGUUAACAAAUGCAACAGACCACCCUGUCAUUGAGAACAAACCCCACACCCUGCCUGUUUUCAGCAAAAAGACUUCAAAGCUGUGGAAUCACUUUUCUAUUUCUUCUACAGACCCAACAAAAGUGGUCUGUAUGCACUGUAGCCGUACAAUUAGUAGGGGCAAAAAGACAACCAAUUUAGGCACUAGUUGCUUAUUUAGGCAUAUGCAGAGGUUUCAUGGAAAUGUGCUUGAAAAUAAUAGUAGUAUCUCAGGUGAUGUGUCAUCUGCUGAAAUUCAAGUUAAGCAGGAGCUCAUGGACAUUUCUACAUAUGAGGAGAAUGCAGAAAAAUUUAGUGAAUGCCACCCAAUUGCCAAAAAAAUCACCAAACUCAUUGCAGAAAUGCUUGCACUGGAUCUUCAGCAAUCAACUGUAGUGGAGAAUGUUGGCCUGAACCGAUUACUAGAAUAUCUCCAACCACAGUAUGCUCUACCUUCGUCAUCUUACUUUACCAGCACUGCAAUCCCAGAAAUGUAUGAAAGUGUGAAACAAGUACUUCUGACCCAUCUCAAAGAGGCUGAAGGUGGAAUCAUCCAUUUCACUACAAGUGUAUGGGUGACCAGUCAAACUCAAGAGUACUUGACUCUUACAGCCCACUGGGUAACAUUUGAGUCUCAAGUUGUGCCUCAGGGGCAGGAUUUCCACUGCUCAGCCCUCCUUGGUGUUUCUUCAAUUGACUGUGAUUACAAUAUUCAGAACAUACAGAAGCAGCUUGAAUAUCUUUGGGACACCUGGAUUGGAUCCUCUGGCCUUAAAAUUGGAUUUACUGUAACAGAUAAUCAAACAAUUGAAAGCAUUUUAGCAAGCAGUAACCAAAACACCAUGCAAUGUUUUGUUCACAACAUAGACCUCAUUGUUAAUGAAGCCAUAAAAAGUCAGAGGAUGGUUCAGAACUUGCUAAGUAUUGCUAGAAAAAUCUGUGAGAGAGUGCAUCGUUCUAUUAAAGCAAAGGAGAAGUUGGCAGAAUUGCAAAUAUCUUACCAGUUACCUGAAAAUCAGCUGGUCCAGGAUGUUCCCUCUAAGUGGAAGACAUCAUACUUCAUGCUUGAGCGAUUAGUAGAGCAAAAAAAAGCCAUUGAUGAGAUGUCAAUAGAUUGCAAUUUCAGGGAAUUGAUAAGCUCUGACCAGUGGGAAGUCAUGCAGUCAGUCUGCAGUGCCCUUAAACCUUUUGAGGUUGCCUGCAGGGAGAUGAGCAAUCGCACUGCAACACUAGGCCAGGUCAUUCCACUGAUUCACAUACUCAAUCGAAAGAUAGACAUGCUUUUUGAUGAAACCAUGGGCAUUGACAAUAUGCUAAAGUCUUUAAAGGAAUCUAUGGUGACCAGAAUGUCUCAGACACUUCAUGACCCAAGGUACAUAUGGGCAACCAUGUUGGACCCGAGGUAUAAGACCUCCCUCUUUACUGAAGAAGAGGCAGAGCAGUGUAAGCAGGACCUCAUACAAGAGCUGGAGUUGUCUACAUCUACCUCCACAAAAACUAAACUUCCACUGUCUAAUGGAUACAGUGAGGUACCAGCUUCAACAAACAGCUCAGGCACAAAAAAAAAAGAUAACCUCUGGGCACUUAUGGAUGAUAUAAGACAGAAAAUCAAGGCAGAGGAGAGACCAAAGUCGUCAGAGGUUGCUGUGAUGGAAUAUUUGGAGGAAGACAUCCUUGAUCAGAGCUGUGAUCCCCUAGAUUAUUGGAACCUGAAGAAAUUUUUGUGGCCUGACCUUGCCAAAGUAGCUGUGCGUUAUCUGGGUUGUCCACCCAGCACUGUACCAGCAGACACACUGUUUAGUACAUCAAGUCUUAAUUGUGCCCUGAAUCAAUCACGACCAUUGCUUGAAAAUCUAGAAGGACUCCUAUUUUUAAAGGUCAACCUUCCGUUGAUAUAUUUUCAUUACUGAUU
This is a messenger RNA of Triplophysa rosa, 4084 nucleotides long. RefSeq names its product zinc finger, BED-type containing 4 (gene zbed4). Gene Ontology annotation, molecular function: DNA binding; protein dimerization activity. The transcript has 2 exons. NCBI's taxonomy places the organism in Eukaryota, Metazoa, Chordata, Actinopteri, Cypriniformes, Nemacheilidae. The record is from RefSeq and is a predicted model, not a curated record. Bases 309 to 4082 code for a protein of 1257 amino acids.